Messenger RNA from Fonsecaea monophora, 963 nucleotides. RefSeq lists its product as hypothetical. The coding region runs from base 1 to 963 and encodes 320 amino acids. Gene Ontology annotation, biological process: transmembrane transport. The record is from RefSeq and is a predicted model, not a curated record. The transcript has a single exon. NCBI's taxonomy places the organism in Eukaryota, Fungi, Ascomycota, Eurotiomycetes, Chaetothyriales, Herpotrichiellaceae.
AUGGCGACAUCUGAUUUCGUCCUCUCGCUACGAGAGUUUUUCUCGACACCCUUCACAGCCGCUUUCUGUGCCGGUGGCGUGGCAGGCGCUGUCUCCCGCACCGUUGUCUCGCCGUUAGAACGCUUAAAGAUUUUGUACCAGGUCCAAAGCGCCGGUCGUAACGAAUAUAAGAUGUCCAUUGCCAAAGCUCUUAAAAAGAUGUAUACGGAUGAGGGCUGGAGGGGUUUCAUGAGGGGGAACGGUACGAAUUGCAUACGCAUAAUACCCUACUCGGCUGUGCAGUUCGGCAGCUAUAACAUCUAUAAGCGCUUCGCUGAACCUUCACCUGGCGCCGAUCUCGACCCCAUUCGCCGACUCAUCUGCGGUGGUCUCGCCGGUAUCACCUCUGUCACAUUCACCUACCCUCUAGAUAUUGUUCGAACCCGCUUGUCUAUCCAGUCAGCUUCAUUCGCCGCGCUUGGAAAGCACGAAGGGAAGUUGCCAGGCAUGUGGCAGGUCAUGGUUAUGAUGUACAAAACUGAGGGCGGUAUUCUGGGUCUCUACCGAGGCAUCAUUCCCACCGUUGCCGGUGUCGCUCCCUACGUUGGCCUCAACUUCAUGGUCUACGAAUCAGUCAGGAAAUAUUUCACGGAACCAGGUGAGAAAAACCCUGUCUGGUAUCGAAAACUUGCCGCAGGCGCCAUCGCGGGAGCAGUCGCGCAGACUUGCACAUAUCCGUUUGAUGUCCUCCGGAGGCGCUUCCAAAUCAACGCCAUGAGCGGAAUGGGAUAUCAAUACAAAUCAAUAUGGGAUGCCGUCAGAACUAUCAUCGCACAGGAGGGCGUUCUUGGGCUUUACAAGGGUAUUAUGCCUAAUCUGCUCAAGGUCGCUCCGAGCAUGGCAAGCAGCUGGCUCAGCUUUGAGGUUACAAGAGAUUUCUUGGUGGCUCUGGCUCCAGAAAAGGAAAAUGGAGACCCUGUUUGA